Molecule: messenger RNA, 1678 nt
Organism: Ogataea polymorpha
Lineage: Eukaryota; Fungi; Ascomycota; Pichiomycetes; Pichiales; Pichiaceae
Exons: 1
Coding region: 1-627 (208 amino acids)
Biological process (GO): late endosome to vacuole transport via multivesicular body sorting pathway; vesicle budding from membrane
Cellular component (GO): multivesicular body; ESCRT III complex
Source: RefSeq, a predicted model, not a curated record
AUGGGCAAUACGGCAUCCUCAGGGCCCAAAAUCACGCCGCAGGAUAAAGCAAUUUUGCAAUUGAAAUUGCAAAGAGAUAAGCUUCACAAAGUGUCGGUCAAAAUUCAGACGGUUAUUGACAGAGAGACAGAGAUCGCCAAGCAAUGCGUCAAACAAAAUAAUCGUAGGAAAGCCCUCUUGGCGUUGAGGAAGAAGAAAUAUCAGCAAAACCUACUUUCUACAGUGGAAAAGCAAGCUGAAACGCUGGAAGAGCUGAUCAAUACAAUUGAGUUCAGGCUUAUCGAAAAAGACUUUGUUUACGGCCUAGAGCAGGGGAAUCAAGUCCUCAAACAGUUAAACAAAGAAAUGAGCAUAGAGAAAGUGGAUAAAAUAUUGGACGAUUCAGAAGAGGGAAUUAGGUACCAGGAAGAGUUGAGCAAUAGACUGGGAGAACUCAUGUCUAAGAGUCUAGAAGAUGAAGUGGAUCUGGAGCUCGAGGAACUGGAAAAACAAGAGAGAGCAAAGGAGGCUUCCCAGAAAGAUGUUGCGACCCGACUUCCAGACGUUGUCAACAAGCCUCUGCCCGAUGUCAAAAAGGAGCAACCAAAGGAGCGCGAAGAGGAGCAACCUGCCCCACUACCUGCAUGAAUAUUUAUCUUUAUUUAUUACCAGUGUCUUCAUAGCCGGUCUAUGAUUAUUUACAUCGGGAUAGGCUCAUCGAGCCACUCAAGGAAUUCUGGAGUGAAGUAUGAGAUGAUGAUUCUGGCCCCCGCUCUGAGGAACCCGUAAUGAGCCUCGAAAGCGAUCGUUUUCAGGUCGACAACGCCCUUUUCAGCUGCAGCGUGCAACAUGGCGUACUCGCCACUGACAUGGUAGCAGCCAACAGGAUAAUCUCCACAUAAGUCGCUGGCCUCUCUAACAAUGUCCAAAUAGAAAGUGGACGGUUUAAUUAGAAUACCGUCCGCUCCUUCCGAAAUGUCCCUAGCCAGGGCUCUUCUUGCCAAACCUCUUCCACCAGAUGGUAGCUGAUAACACUUUCUGUCUCCUUGGCCAGGACUAGAGCAUGCAGCAUCUCUAAAGGGGCCAUAGAGAUUACCACUGAAUUUUGCAGAGUACGACAUCACAAAUGUCUUGUGGGCCAGACCUGCGUCUAUGAGGCCUUGUUUAAUAGCCUUGACACGGCCAUCAAUCAUAUCUGAUGGCGCAACAGAGUUUGCGCCGGCCUUUGCGUAGUUCACGGCAACUGCCGCGAUUCGUUGCACAGAAACCUCAGUGUUGAUAGUUCCAUCUUCGUACAACACACCACAGUGACCGUGUGAAGUGUACUCGCACAGGCAGACAUCGCACAUGAUGUAAAGCUGUGGAUAUGCUGACUUGAGGGCCUUGAUUGCCUGGAUAACAGGUCCGUCUGGGUCAUCUGCAGCAGUUCCCACGGGAUCCUUCACUCCAUCUUUCAGCGGAACUCCAAACAAAAUAACAGCCCUCAAGCCUUUCCUGACCAGGGUGCCCACGUAAGGAAUCAGUUUCUUGACGCCAAAUCUUUUGAUGUUUGGCAGCGAUGGAAUGUCUUCCUCAUCGUCCUCGUUAUCGGUCACAAAUAGUGGAAAUAUGAAAAUGUCUUUGGUCAGCUGUCUCUCAUGUUGCCACGAGCGAAGAAGAGGAUGGUUGUAACCUCCUUGGAGAAUCGACGAGAUCUCUG